AAACCAGCGGGUGACUCAAAACCGCGACCCGAAGACCCAAAACCGCGGCUCGAAUGGAUCGCCAUUCGCCACUAUAAAAAAACAGCAUAGCCGCCGGCUGGACGGCGAAGGGACCCGUGUAUUUGGUGUCGGCGGCGAACACGUGGCGCGCGUGUGGUGGGGGGAGGUGGAAUAUGGAUGACGUGGCGGCGUCUGAGGGGGGUCGGACGAGGAGGAGGAGGAGGGUGGUGGCGGUGGCGGUGGACGAGGGGGAGGAGAGCAUCUGCGCCCUCCGUUGGAGCCUCCGAAACAUUUGUGCGGCUGAGCGCGACGUUCUCGUCCUCCUCUACGCUCGGCCUCCGCCUCCCGUGUGCUCCGCGUUGGACGCUUCCGAAAAUGGGAGAGAUCAUCAUCUAUUUGGCACUGAAAUAGAUUUUACACCUAAUUUGCAAGAACCAGAGACAGGAUACAUAUUCUCUGAGGAGGUCACAGCUUCUAUUGACAAAUACAGCAGAGAUCUUGCAGAUUCUGUGAUGGAAAAAGCUAAGAAUAUUUGCAAAGCCUAUGAAAAUAUAAGAAUCGAGGAGAAGGUCGCGGUCGGGGACGCGAGAGAUGUGAUAUGUGAUAUGGUGGAUAAGCUGGGAGCUGAUCUUCUAGUCAUGGGAAGCCAUGGUUAUGGCUUCAUUAAAAGGGCUCUUCUUGGAAGCGUAAGUGAUUAUUGCAUACGAAAUGCAAAAUGCCCAGUUCUUAUCGUGAAGCGCCCAGUGGAAUGAUCUUGAACUUAAGUUUUACUGUGUUGUUAUUCAAUUGAAAGGCUAAAGUUUAGAGAUGUAGAACACUUUAUGUACAGCUGAAUUUUAUGACAAUGCAGUGAAAUUACAUUAAUCAUGUCGCAAUUAAUUUAGAUUUGUUAUCGUCUGACAAGUUGCGCUUUUUUGUUUGGAUUGAAAGCAUUAGCUGUACUGAGAUGUAUUCAGAUCGGUUUACAGCAAAAUUUGUGUCAAAGAAUAAGUUAAAAAGAGGAUAGUUAUGCUGUUCGUAGUGUUGUAA
Messenger RNA from Ananas comosus (pineapple), 1029 nucleotides. RefSeq names its product universal stress protein PHOS32-like. Lineage: Eukaryota; Viridiplantae; Streptophyta; Magnoliopsida; Poales; Bromeliaceae. Bases 174 to 752 code for a protein of 192 amino acids. The record is from RefSeq and is a predicted model, not a curated record. The transcript has 5 exons.